This is a messenger RNA of Pecten maximus, 2424 nucleotides long. RefSeq names its product alpha-N-acetylglucosaminidase-like. The record is from RefSeq and is a predicted model, not a curated record. Bases 110 to 2395 code for a protein of 761 amino acids. Lineage: Eukaryota; Metazoa; Mollusca; Bivalvia; Pectinida; Pectinidae. The transcript is spliced from 23 exons.
GGUAGUUAGUGAGACCGCCCUAGCGUGACUUCCGGUGUAAACAAAAGGCAAAUCGAGUGCAGACGGGAAGAUGAUGAUACAAGUUUGUCGAAUUCUCUGACUAGCUAGAAUGAUGUACUUAUCCUUCACAAUAGAAAAGUGUUUGCUUCCUUUCGUCUUCCUCAUUCAGAUAAUUUUAGCAGAGCCAGACUUUCCUGGCUUGAAUCACAUCAGAACAAAGACACCUGCUUCUACCCAGACAGAUGCAUCACAGGCGCUGAUUGGUAGAAUUGUUGGGAAAAGAGCCAAUGAAUUUACAGCAAAUGUUCAAUCAAAUAUUGGUCCUAAAAAUAGAGACACAUUUGUAAUCUCAUCAUCUGGUUCACUUGUCAACAUCAAUGGAACUACCGGAGUGGCAGUUGCCAUGGGACUCUACUACUAUUUGACCAAUCACUGUGGUUGUCAGUACACAUGGGCGGGGCAACAGAUGGACAUCCCAUCUCCCUUACCAGAAAUCCCCACCCCCGGGAUUAAAGUCACCACUAAUGAUAGGUUCCGAUACUACCAGAAUGUGUGUACAGUGGACUAUUCAUUUGUAUGGUACAACUGGACAGACUGGCAAAGACAGUUGGACUGGAUGGCCCUACACGGGAUCAACAUGCCUUUAGCUUUCACUGGACAGGAGGCCAUAUUUCAAAGGGUCUACAUGAAGAUGGGUUUCACUAUGAAGGAGGUUCAGGAUCACUUUGCAGGUCCAGCAUUUCUAGCUUGGUCAAGGAUGGGUAACAUGCAUGGUUGGGGUGGACCACUGCCUCAGUCCUGGAUUGACCAGCAGUUGGCCCUACAACAUAAGAUACUUGACCGGGUGAGGGAGCUUGGAAUGAUUCCUGUACUACCUGGCUUUGCUGGGCAUGUUCCCAGUGCCAUCACCAGAAUUUUCCCUAAUGCCAGUGUGUCCCAUUUACCAAAUUGGGGUCACUUCAAUUCUUCAUUCUGCUGUAAUUUACUGUUGGACUUCAAUGACCCUCUUUUCAAGAGGAUUGGACAUGAAGUAGUUAAAGAGAUGUUGAAUGAGUUUGGGACAGACCAUAUAUACAAUGUUGACACUUUCAAUGAGAUGCUGCCAAAGUCAAGUUCAUCAACCUAUCUUUCCAAGUCUGCGACAGCUGUAUUUGAAGCCUUGAUGUCAGCAGACCAACAGGCAGUGUGGUUGAUGCAGGGGUGGAUAUUUGAGAAUUCGGUGGAUUUCUGGAAAACUCCACAAAUAAAGGCUGUGUUAACUGCUGUUCCUAAAGGGAGAAUGAUUAUUUUAGAACUUUUUGCUGAGAACCGCCCUGUGUAUCGUCGUACAAAAUCAUACUUUGGACAACCUUUUAUAUGGUGCAUGCUGCACAACUUCGGAGGAACUCUUGAACUGUACGGCAUGUUUGACAGUAUUAACACCGGUCCAGCUGCUGGUCGGGAUUUUCCAAACAGCACCAUGAUCGGGAUCGGCAUGACUCCUGAGGGAAUCAACCAAAAUGAAGUGAUUUAUGAAUUCAUGGCUGAGAAUGCCUGGGUUUCCCAGCCUAGAGAUGUAUCUAAGUGGGUGGUGGAGUAUGCUACAAGGAGAUAUGGAAAACCUGACCAAUAUAGCUCAAAGGCUUGGCAGCUGUUACGGAAAAGUGUGUAUAAUAAUACAGAUGGAUUGAAAGAUAAAAGCAAGCAUGUGAUACCAACGUCUCGUCCCUCUUACCAUCCUCGUUUGGUACCUGAUGUUUGGUAUGACGUUGAGGAUCUUUAUCAAGCCUGGGAUAAUUUAGUGUUAGCCACAGAGCGACUCCAAAACAGUUCCCUGUUCAGGUAUGAUUUGGUGGACGUCACGAGGAACUGUCUCCAGGAGAUAUCUCUGUCCUUUUAUAACUCCCUUAUAUUGGCCUUCAAAGACGAAAAUGUCACUGAAGUCAGUCUGAUAGGAAAUAAGCUGCUGGACCUCCUGGCUGACAUGGAUACACUUCUUGGGUCAGAAGGUCAUUUCCUGUUGGGGAAAUGGAUUUGGGCAGCCAAAAAUUUAGCCGUUACACCAGAGGACAGGCAGCUUCAUGAGUUCAAUGCCAGGAACCAGAUCACACUAUGGGGACCGACAGGCAAUCAUUUAGACUAUGCCAGCAAACAGUGGGCUGGACUUGUACGUAGCUAUUACAGACCGAGGUGGAAAAUGUUUGUAGAUUCCUUAAAGUACAGUUUACAUAUGGGAACAGCAUUUAAUCAAAGUGAUUUUGAUAAUAAAGUUUUCAACACAAUAGAGCUUCCUUUUUCCACAAAUACACAUACCUUUCCAACACUUCCAUCAGGCGACACACUCUUGAUUGUACAUCAGAUAUACCAAAAAUAUCGUCCAGAAACAUACCACAGUGCUCCCCAUGAAAAAGGAUGACCGACAUUCGGAUCUGUGGAUGUUUUGUC